This is a messenger RNA of Acanthocheilonema viteae, 891 nucleotides long. Lineage: Eukaryota; Metazoa; Nematoda; Chromadorea; Rhabditida; Onchocercidae. The record is from the annotation of a GenBank genome assembly.
AUGGCGGAUAUUAUCAGUUUACAAUCAGGUGAGCAAGUAGACCAGUGGACGGUUAUUGAAAAAGUUGGCGAAGGCGGUUUUGGAUCAGUCUAUAAGGUGUCAAGAGGAAAUGAGAUUUAUGCACUGAAAACAGAAAGUUUAAAAGAGAAAGUUAAAUUGUUGAAAAUGGAAGUUUAUGUGCUUAAAUUAGCGAAUGAACGAAAAAGUAAGCAUUUUUGUACAUGUGAAGACACGGGCAUCUAUAAAAAAUGCUUCUAUUUGGUGAUGACACUACUCGGGCAUUGUUUGCAGGAUAUAAGAAAAGAGUUAGCGGGACAGAAAUUUUCCAUGGGUUGUGCUCUUUCCGUUGGAAUUCAAUGUUUAGAAGCAAUCGAAGAACUUCAUGCUAUUGGAUUCUUGCAUCGUGAUAUUAAACCAAGUAAUUACGCAACGGGUCGUGGAAAGCUUGACGAAUUACGACGAAUUUAUAUAUUGGAUUUUGGGAUGUGUCGAAGCUAUUUGGAUGAACAUGGACGAUUUCGACCUCCGAGAAAGGUGGCUGGAUUUCGAGGUACGGUUCGAUAUGCAUCAUUAUCGUGUCACAUACGACGUGAAACGUGUCGCAAGGAUGAUAUCGAAUCGUGGCUUUAUCAGCAAAUUGAAAUUACACGUGGUGCACUUCCGUGGCGUUCCUUAGACGAUAAGAAGGAUGAAGUUGCAAUGUACAAAGUGGGUCUGCAGGAGCUUAUGGGCGGUUGUCCGCAAGAAUAUGUUACAAUUUUGCGUUACAUUGAUAGUUUAAGAUUUUACGAUAAUCCAAAUUAUAAAAAAAUUUAUAAGCUAAUGAAAAAAGCAAUGUUGGUGCUACAAGUACAAGAAUUUCCAUAUGAUUGGGAGCAAUCGCUUAUUUAA